Jatropha curcas is the source of this 921-nucleotide messenger RNA. RefSeq names its product cyclin-dependent kinase inhibitor 7. Gene Ontology annotation, biological process: negative regulation of cyclin-dependent protein serine/threonine kinase activity. Gene Ontology annotation, molecular function: cyclin-dependent protein serine/threonine kinase inhibitor activity. NCBI's taxonomy places the organism in Eukaryota, Viridiplantae, Streptophyta, Magnoliopsida, Malpighiales, Euphorbiaceae. Gene Ontology annotation, cellular component: nucleus. The record is from RefSeq and is a predicted model, not a curated record.
UGCUCUGCAGUCUUCGUCAAACCAAAAGCUACAGAAUCAGAAAUUUGUUUUUUGAAAAAAAAAAAAAAGGGUAGGAAAGAAAAAGAAUUAGAGAGAGAAGAAAAAUGAGGGACAGCAAUAAGCGAAGAGCAGCGAUACAAGCUAUGAAAUCUUCGACCACAAACUUCUCAAAGAAAAUGAAAAUAGAUUCGGAAUUUAGCUUUGAAGAAUUCAAAUUACCUUCAUGGAGUUAUGAAAUUCAGGAUAAUCGUUUUUACUCAAUAUCAUCUCCAUAUGAAACUAUUUCGACCUUAUCUUCGUCCAAUUCCGGUGGAUUUCUUGCCGACGAUUUAUACUCUGUCGAUUCUGAAGCUUCUCAUUCCUCAUUCUGCAUUGAGUCCAGCGUGAUUGUGAAGGAUAGCUCGAGUUUUGUAGAUCUGAAGGUCAAGAGUUUUGAAACUGAAAGCUCAUCGUUCGAUCACAGCAAAUUCAGCAGAGAGACAACUCCUUCAAGCGAGUUUCAAGGAGACACAGACGAGAUGGACGCACCGGCGGCAAAGGGAAAGUCUGGUAGAAAAUGUUUUCAGUCGGAGAAAAUGCCGACUCAGGCGGAGAUCGAUGAGUUUUUCGCGGAAGCAGAGAAAAAAGAGCAAAAACGAUUUGCAGAGAAGUAUAACUAUGAUGUAGCGAAGGAUGUGCCACUGGAAGGCCGUUACCAGUGGGUUCGUUUGAAGCCAUAGCAAGAAAGAGAAAGAAAGAGAAAGAGAGAGAGAGAAAGAGAAUCGAUAAAGUUACACGAGGUAACAUCUAGAACGCAUGCUACAUUUCCUAAUUUAGAAGGAUGGAUGUUUGUUAUUUGUAUAGUACAGCUUUUUAUUUGUCUCAAUUUGUUUAAGAAGCUAAAUUAAAUUCCAUUUUAUAUAUACCCUCCAUGUCGUCCUA